UUGGAGAUCCAACUACAAGAAGACAAGUAGUCUGAUGCAAGAUUGCUUUGUUAGUUUUCGCUUCUAUUUUCUGUUUAUCGUUGCUGAGGAUAGCCAAGCUUUACAGUAUUGCAAGUCUAGACAUCCCCAUUGUAUCCACCUCAAAACCUUCGUGACAGGAAAAUUCGAUAUGAUAGCAUCCGGGACCCAAGAAUGCAGACGUCAUGUGGCUGAGGAAUCCGUUGACAGAAAUUUCUUCUUAUUUAGGGACUUGAAUCCCCAUCCUGAAUAUCAAUCCGUCUGCAACCUUAUUCCAAAUAAGGAGUGCAUCGACCACUUCAGCUUACUUCAGGUUCAGUAUUUCAGUGAGGUGAAAUUUGGUAGCCUUUGUAAGCCAUGUGAUUUGAGUCAGAUAUUUGUCGUACAAGCAACCUGCUGUGAGAAGAUUGAGAGCAAGAUUCAUCACCUGAAGCUUGUUCUUGAUGACUGGAGAAACUUCACAGAACUAUCCGCCAAAAAUGCUAGCUCCAAGUGGUCACCCUCAUCGUGGAGAGCUCCACAGAAAUGCACAGGGUGAUUUCUCCUCUCGGACAGGUAUUGCCUGUCGAGAUGUGUCCAGUAAAAAUGGUUCGGAUCUUAUCAUAUUUGUCAACAUAUAUGCAAAAAUGAUUUCUGUCUGCUGCUUGAUGCCAUCUUUUAUGACUGCCCUUUCACUCACUGUGAUUUCUAACUUCCAGUUUCAUCCAAAAAUUUUCUUCGACCACUUGCUUUGUGCCUCAUUGUUGAGCGACCUCGUGUUCAGAGGCCCUGAGCAGCCAUAACGCUAAUUCUGAUAAUCCUUUGGUUAGCAAAUACAUCAACUCGGUUUUAAUCGAUUGCACCAAUGCGUUGGUACAUCACACAUGCAAUCACAAGCUUAUUUCACAAAUACAUCAACGAGAACUAAGUGCCCAUCAGUGAAUCCGAAAGCAUGGUUAAAUUGUUGAAAACAAUCCAAGAACCAUCAAUUAUAGAAUCUGCAUAAACAACAGAACAACCGACUAACAGACUUCAAUAAACACUCAAAUGGAAACACUCCUACAGAUUCCUUGAUAAGGUUUUAAGCAAUAUGAUUUUUGGUGUCCCUACUACAAAUAAUCAAGAACAGACUUAGGGAAUAGAUUUUUAGCUGUCAAUGUUUCAACAGAUUUUCAGAGUCCCUGUCAUUCAAAUUCUGACCAACCGACCUUGAUAUGAAGCAGCAAGCUCCAAUAUCUUUGUCCGACUGCUUACUCUGCCUUUGAAGCUGGAGAAGACGACACUGCCAUGCCUAGAGAACAAGAAAUUGCAGUCUCCUUUUCAACUCAAUGUUAGAACGAAGAAAAAGAAAGAGGAAAACAUAAAUAAAUACAAACUUUGACAUACUUCUGACACUGAUUACCUUUCUAUAGGUCCGGGAAAUCAUGGUAAUGCAUAAACUGCCUUCAAAUCAAUUAAUGAACGAAAAUCUUUCCUUCAUAUAUGUGAAAAAAAUUACAGGGCAAGUGGCAGGGUGCCUAAUGCAACUUACAAGAGACAAAAAGCCCCAGAAACAACAAUGAA
Molecule: messenger RNA, 1560 nt
Organism: Theobroma cacao (cacao)
Lineage: Eukaryota; Viridiplantae; Streptophyta; Magnoliopsida; Malvales; Malvaceae
Source: RefSeq, a predicted model, not a curated record